Enterobius vermicularis (human pinworm) is the source of this 285-nucleotide messenger RNA. The record is from the annotation of a GenBank genome assembly. Lineage: Eukaryota; Metazoa; Nematoda; Chromadorea; Rhabditida; Oxyuridae.
AUGAUUAAAUAUUACUGUUACAAUAUUGUGCCUCUACCAGGUCGUGAAGAAAUGCGUCGAUUUUUUUGGAAGUCUGUAGCGGAAAAAAACGAUAUAUAUAACAACCGUAGAGUAACACUGAAUGAACGAUUUUCUUUGAUUGAACGUGGUUUCAAGUUAUCUCCAAUAUUUUCCGAAGAGGAUCCCGAAUGUUGCACUUUUCAGGUAAGAGAGGUACUGCUGAAAGAAACUAGUAUGGCUAAAGAAAAACCAGUGCUCCGUGAACAUUUUGAAAAUAUAAAAUAA